UAUUCUCCUUUUUUUUAAAAAAAAAAAAUAAAUAAAUUAAUAAUGAUUAAAAAUAAAUUAUUACCAAAAUUAUCACACAAUUUACUUGAAAUUCUAAAUGAUGAAGAAUAUUAUGAUAUUACUAUUGAAGUUGGUAACGACCCUUAUAUAAAAAUAUUUCAUGCUCAUAUGGUUAUUUUACAUUAUCGUUCUCCUUAUUUACGAAGAAUUUUAUCAACAAAUAAUAAAAAGAAAAAUGAUGAUAUUUUGUCACAUAUUAAAUUACCGAAUAUUUCGCCUGAAAUUUUUCAGAUUGUCUUAAGAUAUAUUUAUAGUGGAAAACUUUCUUUAAAUGAAUAUGAUAAUUCAGAUAUAAUUCAAAUCUUAAUUGCCGCUAAUGAACUUAGUCUUCAGGAAUUAAUUCCCUAUUUACAAUUUUUUUUGAUUGAAAAUAAAAAAAACUUUUGAUCUCAAUAAUACAAAAUGAUGAUUUUCAAAAGAGUGAAAUUCAAGUUUGGGAACACGUUCUUAAAUGGGGACAUGCACAACAUCCAGAACUUCCUUCUAA
Molecule: messenger RNA, 547 nt
Organism: Rhizophagus irregularis DAOM 181602=DAOM 197198
Lineage: Eukaryota; Fungi; Glomeromycota; Glomeromycetes; Glomerales; Glomeraceae
Source: RefSeq, a predicted model, not a curated record